GUGGGUCCUGCAGCUUCCCCUCCGCAGGCUCUGGCUGCUCUGCUCAGUCCCAGGAGCCCAGGACCCUCUGCCUCCCGAUGCUGCGGCUGCUGCUGCUGCUGUCCCUGCUGUGGGCAGUGGAGGGGGCCUGUGCAGAGGGGCUGAGGAGGGUGCCCUGUGAUGACCCUCGGCUUCCCCAGGGGCCCUCCCCUCAGGAUCCAGAACACUGCGUGGAUGUGCCCGAGUCCGUGACGGUGCAGGAGGGUCUGUGUGUCCUGGUGCCUUGCAACUUCUCCUACCGCGGCUCAGAGACUGGCAACGUCUCUAUCUACUGGUUCCAUGCAGGGGACAAUACAGACCACGGCUGUCCUGUGGCCACAAACAACUCUACUCGGAGAGUGCAGGAGGAGACCCAGGGCAGAUUCCACCUCCUCUGGGACCCAGGAACCAACAACUGCUCCCUGAGCAUCAGAGAUGCCAAGCGCAGUGACAGUGGCUGCUACUUAUUUCGGGUUGAGAAAGGAACAUUUAAGUGGAAUUAUUAUACAAAAAAGGUCUUUGUGCAUGUGACAGACCUGACCCACACCCCUGACAUCCUCAUCCCUGGGACCCUGGAGUCUGGCCGCCCCAGCAACCUGACCUGCUCUGUGUCCUGGGCCUGUGAGCAGGGGACACCACCCACCUUCUCCUGGGAAGGGACCUCUGUGUCCUCUCUGGGCCCCAACAUCAUCCACUCCUCGGUGCUCACCCUCACCCCACUGCCCCAGGACCAUGGCACCAACCUCACCUGUCAGGUGAAGUUCCCUGCAGCUGGUGUGACCACAGAGAGAACCAUCCAGCUCAAUGUCACCUGGAGUCAGGGGACAAACCCAGCAGCAGGAGUGGUCUGGGGGGCCAUCGGGGGGGCUGGCGUCAUGGCCCUGGUGGCCCUCGGUCUCUGUCUCACCUUCUCCAUAGUGAAGUCCCACAGGAGGAAGGCAGCCAGGUUAGCAGAGGACAUGAGUGACACCCACCCCGCCCUCCAGCCAGCCUCCAUGGGGUGUCGGCAGGAGCCCCCGCUGCCUGGCCCUGCUGACCCCUGCAGCUCCUCAGGAGCUGGCCCUGGCUUGGGGCAGGAGCAGGAGCUGCACUACGCCACCCUCAGCUUUCACGGGGCCUCCCGCAACGUCCACGGGGCAAGUCCUGCAGGGGACACCUCCACCCAGUACUCAGAGAUCAGGGCACAGGGAGGGACCAGCAGGAGCCUGUCUCAGCAGAGGACGCCUGCUGUGGAGCCACACUGAGUGACCACGCCCUCCAGUCCUGAUGCCCCAGGCUCUGGCCAACCCUGCAUUCCUGUGGCCUGGUCAGAGACCCAAGGGGACAGCAAGGAGGGCUUCUGUGUGGGGCAUGUCCCCAGGGUGGAGUCACACUCACCUGUUCCCUUGUAGUCCUGCCCCUCUGCCCUUUUAUGGAGAGAACUUUCUAAGAACAGAGUCCCCCAAUAAAAGAUGACUUCCAAAUGUU
This is a messenger RNA of Marmota monax (woodchuck), 1485 nucleotides long. RefSeq names its product myeloid cell surface antigen CD33. NCBI's taxonomy places the organism in Eukaryota, Metazoa, Chordata, Mammalia, Rodentia, Sciuridae. Gene Ontology annotation, molecular function: sialic acid binding. Gene Ontology annotation, biological process: cell adhesion. Gene Ontology annotation, cellular component: plasma membrane. The record is from RefSeq and is a predicted model, not a curated record. The transcript has 5 exons. The coding region runs from base 78 to 1262 and encodes 394 amino acids.